Acaromyces ingoldii is the source of this 1495-nucleotide messenger RNA. RefSeq names its product 5'/3'-nucleotidase sure. NCBI's taxonomy places the organism in Eukaryota, Fungi, Basidiomycota, Exobasidiomycetes, Exobasidiales, Cryptobasidiaceae. The record is from RefSeq and is a predicted model, not a curated record. The transcript has 4 exons. The coding region runs from base 141 to 1232 and encodes 363 amino acids. Gene Ontology annotation, molecular function: nucleotidase activity.
UUUAUGCGUGAUGUCGAUGCACCGUGCAGUGGCAUCGCGGACGUACACACCCAUACAAAAGGGCAGGGAUUCUUUUGUCAGCCACCUGACACAGCUUCCCCUUCCCCCUUUUUCCCAGCCCGCUCCGCCCAGGCUCAACGAUGCGCUUCUUUCCUGUUCUUUCUGUCCUUGUCUCGCUCGCAUUCGCUGCUGCCAGCGCAAAAGAUGACUACCCCGUCAAUGCCAAGGGCUACUCAGGAGUCAUCAAGGCCAAGCGAUCUCUCAACAUUCUGUUGAGCAAUGACGACUCAUGGGCGUCUGCAAAUAUCCGUGCGACCUACUACGCACUCAAGACUGCCGGCCACAACGUUCUCAUGGUCGCGCCGGCCCAGCAGCAGUCUGGCACCGGUGGCACUGUAAACCUUCCCAAGCAAGCCACUUUGUCCGGCCCGGGACGUGGCGGAUCUCUCCCCCAGAGUGCGCCUUACCGUGGCGCUAACGCAAGCGACCCCGGCCUGACGUACUUUGAUGGUACGCCAGCCGCUUGCACCCUCUUUGGACUCGACCAGGUCGUCCCCGACUUCUUCAAAGGAAAGGCUGUUGACCUGGCAGUGACUGGACCCAAUGAAGGAACCAACCUUGGUCCGUUUCUGUACACGCUCAGCGGCACCCUCGGCUCGUCGUAUGUCGUUGUUGAGCGGGGCAUCCCCGCCAUUGCAUUCUCGGCCUCUACGGCCAUCCGUGACUACAAGACUCUCAACUACGACAAUGCCAGUGACGAAAGUAUUAUCAUUGCCAAGUACACGGCCAACCUGGUUUCGACCCUCGGCGACAGCCAGUCGCACGAGAAGAGGAGCAACCCUGAGGCAGGAGUCCUUCCUCUCGGUCUAGGUGGUACUGUCAACUACGCUUCGGGUGUGGGUCAAGUUGCAAACUGCUCAAAGGCCAACUGGAUCCACACCAGGAUGACGGGAGGGGCCUACAUUGACCGCAUCAACAUUGGCAGCAAUGGCUUGCCCCAAUAUGAGAACAUCGUUGCGCCCGGGCUCAACCGUUGCCUUUCCGGCGACUGCAGCCUGCCUGGCGAGCAGGACUCGGUCAACAAGGAUAAGUGCGCUGCUACGCUGAGCAUCUACUCGGUCGACUACGACGCUCCUACCGCGGCUCAGCACUUGCUGAAGCACCGUGUCGACGGCGCAGUCAAGACGCUCAACAGCAAGAGCGGCAAGCCAAAGUCUAAAAGGUCGCUCUGAGCCACUUCAAUCACCUUGUGUCUCUAUCAUCACGGCCCUGUCCGUGUUAUGUUGCGGACAUCAUGCCAAAGCGGACAUUAUUGGCUGCGUUUUUUUCACCGACCCUCACAGGAACGAUUAGUAACCUUAGUGGAGCGAAGUAAUAGCUAUCUCCACGGACUUCAUCCCGGGCUUGAUGAUUUUGCAGAGUAAGCAAGCUCUCCAUGGGAAAUAUCACCACGUGUGGCGCGCCUCGGAGCUUCAUGACACUAUGAAUUUAACCG